Labrus bergylta (ballan wrasse) is the source of this 459-nucleotide messenger RNA. The record is from RefSeq and is a predicted model, not a curated record. Lineage: Eukaryota; Metazoa; Chordata; Actinopteri; Labriformes; Labridae.
AUGUCUUACCUGAGCUUCAGUCUGUCUCCCUCUGCUGGACACUGUGAGAACAGCAGCGUCUCUCAGCGCUCUCUGUCCAGCUCCGUCCCCUUCCUCCUCUACCCCUCCUCCAUGGACCACUACAAGAGCCCCCUGAGGGGCCCCGGCCUCCUGCCCUACCUGUCCCCCUUCCACGCCCACGGACACUUCAGCGUCUACGAGUGUCCCUUUGAGCCGGCGUUCAUCCAGAAGCGAAACGAGCGAGAGCGUCAGAGGGUGAGGUGCGUGAACCAGGGCUACGCCAAACUGAGAGACCACCUGCCGGGUCAGAGCGCCGACAAGAGGCUAAGCAAGGUGGAGACGCUGAGGGCCGCCAUCAGGUACAUCAAAUACCUGCAGGGUCUGGUGGAGCUGGAGGACGGCCCGUCUCCCGACGCCUCGUCACCCGGAGGAGAGUCUGAGGGGGUCACAACCUGCUGA